Penicillium digitatum Pd1 is the source of this 912-nucleotide messenger RNA. RefSeq names its product glycosyltransferase family 2 protein. Lineage: Eukaryota; Fungi; Ascomycota; Eurotiomycetes; Eurotiales; Aspergillaceae. The record is from RefSeq and is a predicted model, not a curated record.
AUGGCCUUCCCCUUCAUGCGAGCAUUCGUCACACUCUUUCUCUAUCGUUAUACCCGGCUCGUGUUCAACUUAUUCUCCUUUUGGUCAUUCAAGCCAAUCCCCCCACCGGAGAACCCCAAAUUGACAUCGCAAGAUGUGACGGUGAUCAUUCCAUCGUUGGAGGGGUGUGGCGAUGAGCUGGUGGAGACGAUACGGACAAUUCUCGAUAAUCAACCCUUCGAAUUGCUUCUGGUGACAAUCGAGGCCAAUCGGACCAAGGCUGAGCGGAUGUUGAGCGCCAUGCCCGCAUCGAAAUCUCGAAUCCGUUUGUUCACAGUCAAGCAUCCCAACAAGCGUCGUCAAAUGACCGAAGCCAUUCCUGAGGUCCGAACCGCCAUUACCCUUCUCGCCGAUGACGACGUGAGCUGGCCACGGACUCUGCUCCCCUGGAUUCUGGCCCCCUUUGAAAAGGACGAGAAAUAUGGUGGGGUGGUGACCUGUCAGCGAUUGCGCCGGGCGAUUGCACCGAGCCUCUCACAGCGCCUCUGGGGUUUCCUGGGUGCCUUGUACCUAGAACGACGCAACUUUGACUGCGGCGCAACUACCCAUGUGGACGGUGGACUUCCCUGCAUGUCGGGACGGACGGUUGCGUAUCGGACGCGAAUUCUGCAGAAUGAGGCCUUCACCUAUGCCUUCACCAAUGAGGAGUGGUGGUGGGGCAAGUACCAACUCAACGCCGACGAUGAUAACUUUAUCACCCGUUGGAUGGUCUCGCACGGAUGGGAAACUUAUAUGCAGUACCACCCAGAGGCAGAGGUGCUGACAACUCUCGAGGACAACCCUCGUUUCUUGAAGCAAUGCGCCCGCUGGUCAAGAAGUAAUUGGCGGAGCAACCUUACUUCGAUGUUUCACGAGAAGCACAUUUGGCAGUGA